UUUCGUCCGAGUCCUCGCCGUCAUGUCUGGACUCGAAGAAUUGCUGCAAAGCAAAGUGCUCGUCGCGACCACCGAUGGCCGGAUAUUCGUCGGCACUCUGCGCGGCUUUGACCAGAUGUGCAACAUCAUUCUAGAACACACUGUUGAGCGCGAGUUCAACGCACAGCGCGGCGUCGUGAUUGUCGCGCUGGGUCUGUACAUUAUCAAGGGCGAGAACAUUGCUGUCGUCGGAUCAGUCGAUCCUGAGAUUGAUGAGAGCAUGGACUUGUCGCAAAUCAUGUGCGAUCCUCUGCCCAAGAUUGCCGUUUGAAACAGACCAAACACAAUCAUCAUGCAGUGUUCGUUGAUGUGCUGCUACUGGAAUUGUCGAUUGGACAGAAACGCCAGCCCCGAGAGUCUCCAUAAGUUCGUGUCCUGCUUCUGAAUGAACAGCGCCGCUUUUAUCAUUGUGUGCUCGGUCGCUUGCAGCUGAGUGUCCAAACAAUUUAUUGGCAACAUUUCGCGUCUCUUUUGCUCCCG
Messenger RNA from Capsaspora owczarzaki ATCC 30864, 519 nucleotides. RefSeq lists its product as hypothetical. Gene Ontology annotation, molecular function: RNA binding. Bases 23 to 310 code for a protein of 95 amino acids. NCBI's taxonomy places the organism in Eukaryota, Filasterea, Ministeriida, Capsasporidae. The transcript has 3 exons. The record is from RefSeq and is a predicted model, not a curated record. Gene Ontology annotation, cellular component: precatalytic spliceosome; U6 snRNP; U4/U6 x U5 tri-snRNP complex. Gene Ontology annotation, biological process: mRNA splicing, via spliceosome.